AUGGCGCGCGACGACGACUUCAUCUUCACCAUCUCCGACCACGAGGAUGUUUCUGACGAUGGCGCCGGACAGAUGGAUGAGCCUUCGAAACUGGCUGGUCGCGGAAAAAAACGCAAGCUGGACGACGCUGCGCUGGUGAAACCUAAAGAGAUCCAGCAGUCUAAGAGGAGUAAGAAGAAGGGCAAGAAGGCGAAAGAGGCAACGCCAGAGCUCGAAGAGGUCGACGACAAUGAAAUCAUCGAGCCUGUCGAGGUCGCUGACGAUAACGACGAUAUUGCGAGCGACUUCGAGUUUGCGCCGGGUGACGUCGACAUUGGCUAUAUUGAGGACUUCGACGGGUGGGGCAACGAUGCGGCAGCGACACAGGAAUCCAAGGAUAGGAAGGGCACGGCUGUCGAUGUUGACGAGAUCAUCGAGCGGAGACGCAACAAGCAGAAGAAGUCGCAGCCUGCGGAAGAUUUGGACGAUGCAGGAGAAGCCGAGGCCGAUUUCGAGGGCUUUGGGGACGACGAUGAAUUGCUGGCCGAUGAUGCGUUCGGCAUGGGCGCGGAAAGUGAGGAUGACGAAGACGCAGACGAGGAUGAAGAGGAGUCAGAGGUAGACGAAGAUGACAGUAUGCAGAACGCGGAGCCAGGUGCAGACGAUUCGGACAACGAAUCUAUAGCUGCGCCCGUCGCACAUCCCAUGGAUCUCGAAGAGGAAGAGUCGGAUGAGGAUAGCGAACACGAGGAAUCUGCGGAAGCGAAGAAGGCUGCCGAAUUCUUCGCGCCAGAGGAGAGCGUGAAGACACAGAAGAAGAAGGGUGCAAAAGGAAACGCAUCGUUCCAAGCCAUGUCUCUAUCGAGACCUAUACUUAAAGGUCUUGCAUCCGUGGGCUUCACUGAGCCUACUCCGAUCCAGUCAAAGACUGUGCCGAUUGCGAUGGAAGGCAAGGAUGUGGUGGGAGGAGCCGUCACUGGUUCCGGUAAAACCGCUGCGUUCCUGAUACCAAUCCUCGAGCGUCUUCUUUACCGACCGAAGAAGAUUCCUACUACUCGCGUUGCUAUACUCAUGCCAACGCGUGAGUUGGCAGUGCAGUGUUUCAACGUCGCACAGAAACUCGCCGCUUUCACUGACAUCACCUUCGCACAGCUCGCUGGUGGUUUCUCCUUGCGUGAGCAAGAAGCUGUCCUUCGAACGAAGCCCGAUGUUGUCAUCGCCACUCCUGGUCGAUUUAUCGAUCAUAUGCAAAAUUCGGCAGGAUUUCAAGUCGAAAGUCUUGAAAUUCUUGUUCUAGAUGAAGCCGAUCGUAUGCUUGAGGAGGGUUUUGAGAGCCAGCUGAACGAGAUCUUGACGACGAUUCCGAAAUCAAGACAGACGAUGCUUUUCUCAGCUACCAUGUCCACAUCAGUUGAUAAAUUGAUCCAGAUUGGCAUGAACAGACCGGUGCGGCUUAUGGUUGAUUCUAGAAAGAACACUGUGGCCGGUCUUACCCAGGAAUUCGUCAGAAUAAGGAAGGGUAAAGAGGACAGGCGUCUGGCAUAUCUGAUGUACAUCUGUACCAAGGUAUACACCGACAGAGUUAUCAUAUUCUUCCGGCAAAAGAAAGAAGCCCACCGCGUUAGGGUAGUUUUUGCGCUAUGUGGGCUCAAAGCCACCGAACUUCAUGGCAACCUGACCCAGGAACAGCGUAUCCAAAGUGUGGAAGCCUUCCGUUCUGGCCAGGCAAGCUAUCUUCUCGCGACUGAUGUCGCUUCUCGUGGUCUCGAUAUCAAGAACGUCUCAACAGUCAUCAAUUACGAAGCUCCUCAAACGCACGAGAUCUAUCUUCAUCGUGUUGGACGUACUGCGCGUGCCGGACGUAGUGGACGGUCUUGCACGAUUGCCGCUGAGCCUGAUCGAAAAGUGGUUAAACAGGCUGUCCGAUCAUCUCGCUCGCAAGGCGCAAAAGUGGUCAGCAGACAGGUACCACAGGAAGAGUCGGAUAAGUGGACUCAAAAGCUGAAAGAGUUCGAAGAUGAGAUCGAGGAGGUGUUACAGGAGGAGAAGGAAGAGCGCGCUAUGAGCAUUACUGAACGCGACCUGAAGCGCGGAGAGAACUUGAUCGUUCACGAAGAUGAGAUCAAGUCUCGACCUAAGCGAACAUGGUUCGAAUCGGAGAAAGAUAAGGUGGCGGCGAAGGAAAAGGGAGCUGCUGUCCUCAACGGCCCUGCGAAGACGGACAACAAGAAGAAGGGUAAGCUAAGCGGAAAGGAUCGCAAGAAGCUAGAUCUGAAAGACGUCCGGUCGGAAGGUAGGGUGUGGAAAAAGGGCAAAGAGGAAAGAGGGAAGAAGACGCUAAACGGAGGCAAAAGUGCGCCAGGAAAAGGUAGCCAGGGCAAGCCCAAGGUUGGAAAGCGACGUUGA
Didymosphaeria variabile is the source of this 2385-nucleotide messenger RNA. It is a transcript of the gene DRS1, whose product is annotated as nucleolar DEAD-box protein required for synthesis of 60S ribosomal subunit. The record is from RefSeq and is a predicted model, not a curated record. Lineage: Eukaryota; Fungi; Ascomycota; Dothideomycetes; Pleosporales; Didymosphaeriaceae. Gene Ontology annotation, molecular function: ATP binding; nucleic acid binding; RNA helicase activity. Bases 1 to 2385 code for a protein of 794 amino acids. The transcript has 2 exons.